This is a messenger RNA of Penicillium angulare, 1848 nucleotides long. RefSeq lists its product as uncharacterized. The transcript has 6 exons. Lineage: Eukaryota; Fungi; Ascomycota; Eurotiomycetes; Eurotiales; Aspergillaceae. The coding region runs from base 1 to 1848 and encodes 615 amino acids. Gene Ontology annotation, cellular component: lipid droplet. The record is from RefSeq and is a predicted model, not a curated record.
AUGGAAUCACCACCGGGCAUCGCCGCCCUGUUCGUCAUUACAUUCGAUAUCAGGACCGGAUAUGUGGUUUCAUGGAAACGAACUGCACCAGGAGUUGACAUCGAAGGGGUGGUGGAAUACAAAUCACUUCCCUCGGGAUUACACAAUGUGAGAGAGGACCUGGUGUACUUCGUCGACGGGCAGUAUGCAGGCAUCAGCGCGUUCGUGAACCUCCCCGCCGCCGAAGAAGAGCGCAAUGCUCGAAUGUUCGCGAUCGGAGUCUUAGUUCCUCUAAGCUCUGGAAGACUCGGAAAAAGUUGGAGACAUGCUCCGAAGCUAAAGGAGCUGACACUUAAAUACGCCGCGGACAGGAACGAUCUACAAACACUUUCCGAUUACUGGGACGCAUUUAAGAUUGGAGGCACUGAGUCCUCAGCGAACGAGUCUCCUGUCGAGUCACCUUUGAGCCUUCGAUUCCGACCGGGCGAUAGGCCACCAGCGAGCAGUCGCAAUCGAACAUUCAGCGACGCAAUGGUGUUAGAGACGUUUAGGCCGGCCUUGACGCCCUUUCACCCUGCUUCAUCACUUCCGGACUUUCUCGACUGCUUCGGUCCUCUCAUAUUCCCCCUGUACAGGGCAGCUCUGUUAAGGAAGCGUAUUCUCUUCAUGACUGAAGCACCAGUACAUACGCCAUGCAACUAUGUGUAUGACCUCUCGCUACUCGCAUCUCUACCAAAUUCCCUUCUCCAAACAUUACCAACAGAUCGCACCCCGCCCCUACGACCCCGCCCACUAUUCAACAUCGGCAUUCACGACAUCCCCUUCCUCUCUACAUUCGACCCCUCGCGAACAAACUUCGACACAGAGACAGACCCAAGCUGGAUCGCAUGCUCAACAGACAGCGUCCUAACCAUGAAACCCGAUCUCUACGAUGCCCUCGUCACUCUCCCCCCUACAUACUCCCAACAAGCCUCCGAACGAGUAUUCCCAACAAUAAACCUAGUAGACCACUCAAGCACAAAGCACAACUCGAACCAAAGAGUCCAACUCAAAGCAACUCAACGCGACGCACGUCGUUACGCAAUGCUCCGAAAAGGUCUCCGCCAAUUCACAUCCACCCAAGAAAGAACAUCAGAUACAGACGACUCCGACACCGAAUCAACAUACUCCGCAAGUUCGAUUGUUGAAACAGUCUCUUGGACAAGAUUAGCAUAUACAUCAUUUAUAUGGUGGGCGUCUGCAGGUGAAAACCGCGACGGACUCUCACAAGAAGAAGAGGAACAACAAAUAGAACAAGACGCCCGACUUCUGGCAAGCGUGGAAAGUCUCGCUUAUUCUGCUCCUGCUCCUGCUUCUCUUCCUAAUUCUACUACUCGGAGGGGCCCGAAUCAUAUCGAUGGCUCGGCACAGGAACCCCCCGAAGUUGCACUGGUAGCUUACUUCCGUCGUCUUACUACUCAGAUCUUUUAUACGCUUGCUGGUGCCAUUGCGAGACAUGAUAAUGAUGGUGAAAUGGAGUAUAAUGAGGUCCCUUAUCUUGAUGAUACUGCCGAGGAGGAGAUGGAUAUGUCUCUUUCUAAUUCGAGACAGUCUAUUACCGGUGAUGAUGGAGAGACACCUUUAUUGCGGCAACGGUCGAGGGGUGGUUCAUCUCGAAGGCAUUCUGGAUCAGAGUCAAAUGGUCAUGAUCAUGAUCAUGAUGGUGAAGAUCCGAUUACAAUUACUGUUGCUGAUAUGGCUGAGAUGGGUCUUGAUGUGUGGAGCGCUACUGAUAGGAUUUUUGUCGAGGAGCUUGUCUCGCUUUGGUGGGGACGCUCGGCGUAUGUUGAUAGCGCUCGCAUACGGUGCUGCGGUAUCUCCAUAUUGUAG